Molecule: messenger RNA, 2591 nt
Organism: Anguilla anguilla (European eel)
Lineage: Eukaryota; Metazoa; Chordata; Actinopteri; Anguilliformes; Anguillidae
Gene: wdr1
Product: WD repeat domain 1
Exons: 15
Coding region: 204-2024 (606 amino acids)
Biological process (GO): actin filament depolymerization; sarcomere organization; locomotion
Cellular component (GO): cortical actin cytoskeleton
Molecular function (GO): actin filament binding
Source: RefSeq, a predicted model, not a curated record
GCUCUAUGGUCUAGAGAGGGGUGGCUGCUCGUGCUCGCGUCUGAGUCGACUUUACUAUAUAUGGGCAAAGCCAAGCAAACCUUCUGCGGAGCUGGCUUCCGUGUUUGUGCGAUUAGGCGAGUCUAGACCAGCCGGUGGCAGGGACGGAUAAGGGAGGCUUGGUUUUCCAUUCAUUCGGGGAGAUUAACACCAAAUCAGCGAAAAUGGCCUGUGAAUUAAAACAAGUGUUCGCCAGUCUCCCUCAGAUGGAGAGAGGCGUUGCAAAAGUCAUCGGAGGCGAUCCCAAAGGAAACAACUUUCUGUACACCAACGGAAAGAGCGUCAUCAUCAGAAACAUUGAUAAUCCGGCAAUAGCGGAUAUUUAUACCGAACAUGCUCAUCAAGUCCAUGUUGCCAAGUAUGCGCCCAGCGGCUUUUACAUCGCUUCAGGAGAUGCGUCAGGUAAAAUCCGGAUCUGGGACACGACCCAGAAGGAGCACCUGCUGAAGUAUGAGUACCAGCCUAUUUCGGGGGCAAUCAAGGACAUUGCCUGGUCAGGAGACAACAGCCGGAUUGCUGUCGUCGGCCAGGGACGGGAAAAGUUCGCAGCGGUGUUUUUAUGGGACUCCGGUUCCUCCGUGGGCGAGAUCACCGGACACUCAAAGGCCAUCACCAGCGUGGACAUCAAGUCGUCACGUCCAUACCGACUGGCCACCGGCAGCGACGAUCAAACCUCUGCGUUCUUCGAAGGGCCGCCCUUCAAGUUCAAAGUUAUGAUGACGGACCAUAGCCGAUUCGUCAAUUGCGUCCGCUUCUCUCCGGACGGGAAUCGGUAUGCUACAGCUGCCUCCGAUGGUAAGAUCUUCGUCUAUGAUGGAAAGACCGGAGAUAAGCUUGCUUCCCUGGGCGGUGAAAAGGCCCACGAAGGGGGCAUCUACGCGAUUAGCUGGAGUGGCGACAGCUCCCAGCUGAUAUCUGCGUCGGGAGACAAGACGGUGAAGCUGUGGGACGUGGCCGGCAACACGGCGGUCACCACCUUCAACAUGGGCGGCGACGUCAACGACCAGCAGCUGGGCUGCCUGUGGCAGAAGGACCACCUGCUCAGCAUCUCCCUCUCCGGCUACAUCAACUACCUGGACAAGAACAACCCCGACCGGCCCUUGCGAGUCGUCAAGGGACACAAUAAAUCCGUUCAGUGUCUGACGGUGCACAAAUCAGAGGGAAGGUCCAACAUCUACACAGGUAGCCAUGAUGGUAAUAUCUUUUGCUGGGACGCCGAGACCGGGGACUGCGACGAGUUCCACGGGAAGGGCCACAGCAACCAGGUGUCCAAGAUGGUGGUGGACGAGUCCGAGAAGCUGGUCACCUGCAGCAUGGACGACACCGUGCGCUACACCAGCCUCGCCAAGAAGGAGUACAGUGCUUCUGACAUGGUGAAGAUGGACCUUCAGCCCAAGUGUCAUGCCGUGGGACCAGACGGAUACGUGGUGGUCGUCUGCAUCGAGCAGCUGGUGCUGCUGAAGGGCGGGAAGAAGGUGUUCACCCUGGACAACCUCGGGUACGAGCCGGAGGCCGUCGCCGUCCACCCACGCGGCGGGACUGCCGCGGUAGGAGGGUCGGACGGCAAAGUGCAUCUGUACUCCAUUCAGGGAAGCGCGCUGAAGGACGAAGGGAAGACGAUGGACGCUCAGGGUCCCGUCACCGACGCGGCCUACUCCCGCGACGGGGCCUACCUGGCCGUCUCGGACGAGAGGAAGGCCGUCACCGUCUUCACCGUGGCCGACGCAUACGCCGAGAAGGAUGUCUUUUACGGGCACCACGCGAAGGUGAUGUGUCUGGCCUGGUCGCCAGACAACGAGCACUUCGCCAGCGGGGGCAUGGACACCAUGGUCUACAUCUGGACCCUCAGUAACCCGGACAAGAGGAUCAAGAUCCAAGAUGCUCACCGGCUGCACCACGUCAGCAGCCUGUCAUGGCUGAACGAGAACACCCUGGUGACAACCUCGCAUGACGCCUGCGUCAAGCAGUGGACUGUCAAAUUCUAACCGGUGCCAGCGGCUCUUUGGAUCAUCAGGGACUAGAACUGCUGUAGAAGACAUGGCGUUCUCCUCUAUCAGUCUGUGUAUCUGUCCCCACCCCCCCCCCUGUUCUGAUAGGUCCCUGAGCCGUCAUGGCGACGGGGGAAAAAGGUUCACAUCUAAACACGUAUGCUGUAUUUUUGAAGCUUUAGUCGGCUUAACUGAUUGCACGGAAAACACAAAGGAACACACAAAAAAAAAAAUAGAAGCACUUAACAUUAUAUCUGGAGCUUUUUCAAAUAAAAAAAAAAAAGUAAAUAAAAAAUAAAAAAAGAGACACCCGCAUAAAGGAAAAAAACUUUCUAUGCUCGACAUUCCAGAGACAGCCAUCUUGUCUCAGUUCAAACGGGGGAUAGAGAGCUCCGUCUGCUCGCUUAUUUCUAUUGAGGGAUGUGUGUUAAAAUUGUAUGGAGUGGGAUUUGACUUUCUGCCUGGUUGUGUGACCGUGGGAUGUUUCUGUAUCUUCCAGAAUUGUUACGUUGAGUGGGUGGGUGGAAAGGAAAGUAAAAUUAAAGCUUAUGGUGGAUAACAGUG